Molecule: messenger RNA, 2718 nt
Organism: Penicillium chermesinum
Lineage: Eukaryota; Fungi; Ascomycota; Eurotiomycetes; Eurotiales; Aspergillaceae
Exons: 7
Coding region: 1-2718 (905 amino acids)
Source: RefSeq, a predicted model, not a curated record
AUGGAUGCUGCACAGAUUGCUCGGCUCAACGAGCUGCAAAUGGCUGAUCUUGGAACUCAACGUCGCGAGUACGUCACAACCGCCGACGACCCUAAGAAAAUCUCACGCGCAGGAACAAAAGAACUUGAAGCCACGCGCGAAUGCAAUAUCGUCGGAACCGCCUCACACUCGCAAGCCACCCAGAAUAGGGCGAAGUUAGAUGCCUGGUCCAACCUUCACAAAACUGUGGCCGAUACAGGUGGACUUGAAAAACUUGCGGAUAUUAUGCAAGGUCAAAGCCACCGUGCUAAUCUGAGCGCCACUAUUGCAGAGGCUGGAGGUCAACACUACGGCAUUGUAAAGGCUGGAAAGGUGUCACCCAAGCCAGCAGUAGGACUAGGAACGGGUAAUCACCCGAUUCUUGCUUCAACUGGCCGUGGAGGUGGUGUGAUGGGGACACGAGGCCGAGGAAAUCCCUCUCGUGGCCCCUUUAACCCCCCCGUCGUCAAUUCCAGCCCACGAGUUGAAGCCCUUCCGUGGAGGACCAUUGUCUGGGGCGAGGCAUUUUCUCGACAAAGCAGGAGCCCUGGUUAUGGAAGAGGUAAUCGACGGGUUAUGGCAUCAAGACCUCCUCGGGAAAAUCUCAGAGCCCCAAUUCUGGGGACGCCAAUGGACUUCCUCCAGCAGCUUCACUCACGGGAGGCUAAACUUGGAGAGCCAGAAGUGGUACCAGGUUCAACCGCAAAGAUGAUCGCGGAAGCUGUGGGACGAAUGACGGAUUCGCCCCCUAUGAAGCCCAAUGUGGUAGCCUCCGCAGCCAGAAAGCCAUCAGGUCUCUCGGAGGACAAGCAUCAGAACAAGGGAGCCAAGGCAGAGGACCUGGCACUAGCCACCAAACCCUUUUCGGUUUCUUGUGCGCCAUUGGCCAAGCUUGCUGAGCCGGAUAACUCGAUGGAAACUUCAAAGGUAAGUUACAGCUUGAUAACCCCAAAGGUCUUCAUGAUAGCCAAGUCCGGGGAAGACAACACGUCUCAUUUAUUGGAUGAUUGUCUAGAGGAUAGCCCCAUCGAGACUCAAGCUCUGAAGCCUCUCCCAUCGAACAAUGACCUUUGGGCCUCAGUUCCAAAUCAUGCUGACACUAUCUUGAACCAGUCCCACGGAGAAAGCGUGGAGCAUGACCUUCUCUUGGAUUUCCACGGCGACGGCGAGAACAUCCCUACGUCAAGCACUAUGAGUGUUCCGAUUUCCAAAAAGGUUCAACAAAGUACCUCAUUCGUGUCGAAUUUGGACGAUCUUUCUGGGCUUGAGUUCGUCCAUGAGCCUGAGCCGGAGUCGACAGAACCCAAGUUGACAGAACCUGAGUCGAGAGCACCAGAGUGGAAGCCUGGCGAUUCCAGCUCGAGCCAGGCCACACAGACAAUUAGUGAUGUGGAAAAAAGUCUUACUGACCCGGAGAUUAUGGAGAAAGUUGCAGCUGCUGCGAAACAAUUUACGGAAGCCUACAAGACCCUCUCGAGUCUCCCGCCUGAAGUUUCGGCUCUCCUAUGCCAGACUCUCGCCGAAGCCCAUAGUCAAACUCCGGGAUUACAGGCACUUGUUCCUAGGACUGGAUCAGAUGGAAACUUCAAUCGAAAUGUAAUUCUUGCCAUGGACAGGCGGUUUGCGAAGGUUGGAUCUGUUCUGGUUGAUUAUCGAGAACGGACCUCGCCUUCGCCGGAUAAUACCCCGACUGAUGACACAUUAUACGACGCUCAGCAGGACCUGAACUGGUCUCCGAAGAACAGUCAAUUUGCCUUGGAUGAAGUGGCCGAUGUCGAAAGGAGUCUGAGAGCCUUAACUAUGUCGGACCUGAACUCUCCAAGUCCUACAAUUCGUCGUUCUAGCAAUAGUUCGAUAGACAUUGGGCCACGCGUUGCAAAGGACAAAAAUACCCGCGCAAUUAGCAGCCCAGCUACUGUGACCCAUGCAAAGCCCAAGCGCAAGCCCAUUCAAUCGUUGAAUGCAUCGCGAUGGGCCAAUGUGGACACCGGGCCCAGCACUGUUUCUACAGAAAAUGACCUGCCGGAUGAAGUAGUGCAAAAGACCCGUUCAGUUAGUGUCCCGGUCAAGCUUACGGCUCCUAAGCCGAAUUCUCUAGCUGAGUCUAUACAUGCACAUGAUUGGAAGCUCCAUCAUCAACUCAACAAAGCGAAAGUGAUCGGGGUGCCUCCAUUUAGUGCCGACAGAAGCUUCUGCACUGUAGUCGAACCGGCUAGUGCGUCCCGCAGCUCCUCGGGAACUCUCUCGAGCGUGUCUUCGAAGCGAAUUGGCGUCCCAACCAUUGGCCCUCCGCCUUACAAUCCUGACACCAGCCACCCGAUUACAGCUUCAGUCCAGACUGGUGUCCAGACUGGUGUCCAGACUAUCGGCACUCGGCCCUACAAUCCUCGCGCCACCCAUUCGAUUACGGCUUCCAGCCAGUCACUUGUCAAGACUAUCGGACCUCCACCUUACAAUCCUGGUGGAAACACUCUGCCUGUCGCUUCGAGUCAGACUGGUGUCAAGACUACCGGCCUUUCUCCUUACAAUCCUAGCGCCACAAAUUCGACUACAGCUUCGAGCCAAACUGGCGUCAAGACGAUUGGCCCUCCUCCUUACAAUCCCGCCGCCAAGGCCCUCAAAAAGGAGAACAAGCCGUACAACUUCAGUGAGGGUCGGGAUCGGGAAGGCCUUGAUCAUGAACUUAUGGACCUGGUCUGA